Molecule: messenger RNA, 195 nt
Organism: Tricharina praecox
Lineage: Eukaryota; Fungi; Ascomycota; Pezizomycetes; Pezizales; Pyronemataceae
Product: WD40-repeat-containing domain protein
Exons: 1
Biological process (GO): negative regulation of transcription by RNA polymerase II
Cellular component (GO): nucleus; transcription repressor complex
Molecular function (GO): protein binding
Source: RefSeq, a predicted model, not a curated record
UUUUCACCGAAUGGCCAGCUCCUUGCUUCUGCUUUGUGGAACAAGACCAUCAGACUUUGGGAUCCAUCGACCGGAGCCUCGCGCGGCGCCAUUGAGGGUCAUUGUCAUUGGGUCGAGGCAGUGGCAUUUCCACCGGAUGGGAAGCUCCUUGCCUCUGUCUCCGGUGAUAUGAUAUGUACCACAGUCAGGCUUUGG